GGUAGUGUUAUAAUUCAAUUUUGGUCGAAUUUAAUUAAUAUUGUUGUACCAAUGAAUAAAUCUCAAUCAUAUAAUUUACCCGGGAUAGAAUACUUCGAUCAAAAGAAGUAUUUCUACUUGAUUCUGUUGCACAUAUCUGUAACAAUUUGGAUCGGUAUGAUUAUAAUAGUAGCAAUAGGUACAAUAUUUAUUACUUACAUUCAACAUACCUGUGGAAUGUUUAAAAUUGCUAGAACACAACAUUUGUAGCUAUCGUAUUGAGCAUGCAAUGAAUAUCAAUAUAUUGCAAAACAUUACGCUAAAAAAUAAGAUUUUGAUGACUGAGGGCAUAAUAUAUGCAGUCAACAUUCACCGGCAAGCUAUGAAGUUUGUAUUUACGUCAACAAUAUUCAGGCAGUAUAUUUUGUAAUAUUUUUUGUUUUUGAAGAUUGAAUAAGCACUUAAUGUCAGUAUUGGAGAUCAUGAUACUUUGUUUAAUAGUGUGUGGUGUAAUUUGCGUGAGCAUCAAUCUAUUUCAAAUCAUCUGGAUUGCAUCAUCUGGAUAUCAUUUUAUGGAAUUGUGUUUUCCCGUUAUGUUUGUAAUUGCUAUUGUCUUGUACAUGUUUAUAUCCAACUAUAUUGGACAGAAUAUAAUAGAUCAUAAUAGUCACGUAUUUUCUACUGCAUACAAUGUGCAGUGGUAUAGAGCCCCCAUACACAUACAAAAGAUGAUAUUAUUCCUGUUACAAAAAGAAACCAAGGAGUUUGCUUUAAAUUUUGGUGGAUUAUUUAUUGCAUCUAUGGAAGGUUUUGCCACGCUGGUUAAAACUUCGGUAUCUUACUUUACUGUCAUAUAUUCUACACGAUGACGAAGCAAGUAUGUGAAUUUAGUAUCAGUAUGGUAAAAUUAUCAUUAACGAAAAAGCAACAGUAUUCAUA
Messenger RNA from Vollenhovia emeryi, 918 nucleotides. RefSeq lists its product as uncharacterized. Gene Ontology annotation, biological process: sensory perception of smell; detection of chemical stimulus involved in sensory perception of smell. The record is from RefSeq and is a predicted model, not a curated record. Gene Ontology annotation, cellular component: plasma membrane. Gene Ontology annotation, molecular function: olfactory receptor activity; odorant binding. Bases 444 to 848 code for a protein of 134 amino acids. The transcript is spliced from 5 exons. Lineage: Eukaryota; Metazoa; Arthropoda; Insecta; Hymenoptera; Formicidae.